AUGCAACUUAACCAUCAACCCCAGGAGAUCGAGUAUCUCGGCACCAUCAAAGAGAUUGUGUUCGAAGGUCCGAAGAGGACGUUUUCAGGUGUGGACUUGAAGGGACGUCUGAAUGGAGGAUUCAAAGAAUUCGAAGGACCAACAGUAAAAAGGCUGCAGUUUGGACCGGGAUCAUCAAGAGACUUUCCGCCAAGAGUUGAUUUUGGCAUCCACAUCUCAAAAGAAACUUAUGCAAUGUCUUCAUAUCAGUCUCCACUUGUGGAAAAAUUCAUGGCAAUGUAUCCGAAUAGAGCUCCAGUGGCUUUCAACCGUCCACAAGAUCUAUCCAGUCUUCGUCAACAAGCUCCAGAUCAGCAGUGCCAAGUGAUCCCAACACAAUUCCCGGCGGUUCUCGGAACAUAUAAGAAAAACUCCUGUACAGUCGGACCGAUUCGAGUUGCACAUCCUCAACGGCAGAUCGGAAGACGUCAGCCAGUUAUUCGGAAAUUGAGAAUUGUGACAACUGGAAUCUCUGCAAUGAUGCUUCCGACACAAUUGCCCUCGUUGGUAAAACCCGGAAUUUCCAACUCUUCCACUGUCGGAACAAUUUGGAAUGCUCCUCAACUCCAGACGGUACCAAUAGAUCCAAAGUUUAGAAUUGUGAAAGGACCACUUAUUGCGAGAAAGACGAAGAAGACACCGCCUCGUGAACAUCAAAAGAAUAUUAGAAGACUCUCAACUCCAGCAAUUAUGAAUUCAGCUCCAGCUCCCAAUCAGAACUUUGUUCAAAAACAUCCAUUGUCAGGCGUCGUUCCUCAUCCACAUCAAAUUCAGUCGGAUCAGAAUUCAGCUACACUAGUAAUGUCGUCUGCUCCAACUGUCCAGCAGGCACCUCAACAUCAGCCGAACGAUUUUGAUGACUUCGAGCCAGAGGAGGAAGCAUUGAAACUUUUCUAUAAUCAAGUUGAAAAAGAAGCUCCGAAAAAGAUAAUCUAUACAUCGCCGGAGUAUCUCGGUCCAGUGAAAGUGGAGAUAUCGGCUUACGAUGAACUCUUCGAUCCAAGUUUCAAGCCAGAAGCCAAGGAAACUCAGUGCACGUCUGCGCCUGCUGCUGAGAAACAAGCUAUCAUGAAAGAGCCGAAGAAUAAGAAGAUGGAAAACAAGAAAGAAGAAAAGAAAGCUGUCGAGGAGGAACUGGAAAAAGGUCCAAUUGCGGCGUUGGAAUACGAGGAUCCAGUGGAUCAACUCGAAUUCGAAAACUACGUAAAAUCGAUACAAGAGGAACAUGGAGAUGAUUUCUUGGGAAUGCUUCUGUUUGACGCGAUUCGUGGUUUGAGACUCGACGUCAAUGGCCAAAUUGCUAGAAAAUAA
Molecule: messenger RNA, 1350 nt
Organism: Caenorhabditis remanei
Lineage: Eukaryota; Metazoa; Nematoda; Chromadorea; Rhabditida; Rhabditidae
Exons: 2
Coding region: 1-1350 (449 amino acids)
Source: RefSeq, a predicted model, not a curated record